Molecule: messenger RNA, 8033 nt
Organism: Haliotis rufescens (red abalone)
Lineage: Eukaryota; Metazoa; Mollusca; Gastropoda; Lepetellida; Haliotidae
Product: von Willebrand factor D and EGF domain-containing protein-like
Exons: 35
Coding region: 373-5586 (1737 amino acids)
Biological process (GO): anatomical structure development
Cellular component (GO): extracellular region; cell surface
Molecular function (GO): calcium ion binding; signaling receptor binding
Source: RefSeq, a predicted model, not a curated record
UCAUAGCAGACGAUAAUUGUGAUCGUCAGCCUCUGGCGGGAUAUUGAAUCAAGAACCGUAACUCUUGUUGGUUUAUCAUGUCAAACCAGUUAGUCUAGCAUAUCGAGUGGGUCUAUUCAUAUCGAUGGUGCACUUAUAAACAGACAGAGGUACAACUAGUGUGUCUGCCAACUACGACGCUACUGGGAUCACUAGCUUCAGUGUGAUAAUGGCGAUUGAAUCGCCGGACUCGAAAUUUAAAGCAGACGACAGACAGCCUCGUUUUCAGGAAUUACUUUUUUUCACGCUACCUGUAUUGUGAACUCGGAAGAGGAAUCACUCUAAGUUUGGAAAGUUAUUGUGAUACUGUGUGAUUGUGAAUAUUCGGGAAAAAUGAAAAGGAAUACGCUCACUCGUCUGUUUUGUGUGACUCUGGGAUCAAUCUGGAUUACUUAUGCCGCAGCUAAAAAAGACCCAUGCCAUGAAGGUCGGUACCGCGUCAUUGACGACUACCGCCGCUACAUCAACUACGUCACCGAUGAGAAGGGGGACAAGCUGUGUGACAUCGGACUGGACAUAGGCUGGUACAGAUUCAUGGUCAAUGGGUCAAACGCCGUCAUGGCCAGCAAGUGUGUACAGACAAACAGAUGUGGAACACAAGCUCCGAUCUGGUUGGAUCUCGAAAAUGGUUUACCGGAACCCGGUAGACAAGUUUCCGGUCGCGCAUGCGCAUCAUGGUCCACUCCGGGGUCGGAUCCAGACUGUUGUUUCUAUGCAUUCGAGGUUCAUGUGCAUAAUUGUGAAGAUUUCUUUUUGUAUAGACUUCAAUCUUCACUUGGAUGUGAUAUAGCUUAUUGUUUAGACUAUCAUAAAGUUACGUGUAAAAAAGGAGAAACAUACGAUUUAAAAAAUAAAAAAUGUAAUGCACCAACACCUAUAUGUAAAAGUGGGGAGGUUUAUGACGAAGAUUCCGGAACAUGUGUUGGUCCGCAGCCUGUCCUAGCCCUGCAUAACUGUAAACAAGGCCAGGUGUUUGACGAGGUGUUGCAGCAAUGUGUUGUGUUAGUGGAUGCUCUCGAAUACCACCAGCCCAUCAUCAAGGUCGAGGUCAAGAACAACGUGGCGACCUUGACCUGUCUCCUUGAACUUCCCUACAAAGAUCUACCCGGGGUGACGUUCGGCUACCUGUGGUACAAGACCACGCACUAUGGCCAGGAACUUAUCGUCUCCGGGGGCAAGGCACUCUACAGUCAAACAAUCCGACUUGGUCAUGAAGCCCGCAUAGGGGAAACCGUUAUCUGUACUGUGAGUCUGGGCAAUGGUGCCAGACGUGGAGACACCAACGUGGAAGUCCAGAGUGAACCCUAUUUUCUUGGAUUAAAGAUCAAGGAGCAUGAUCACAUAGUCCGGGAGGAUGGACGGAACUACAACCUGACCAUCGUCUCCACGGUGCCCAUCGUGUGUUCACCCGACACACCCAAGCACGAGUGCAAGCUCGCCGUCAGUCUUCUCGUCUUUGGACAAGUUGGUCUGGAGAUCCCCCGACUUCGACUGUCCACGUGCUACUUCGAGUUCAUGAGCAAGAACUGCAGCGAGGGAGUGUGUGACCAGCAGGUGAUACAGAUGCGACUCAUCCCAAACCUCCAGGACACGCCCAGUGGGACGGGGGCAACCAUUGCUGCUGUGGUCAACGAUUUCGGCCAGAACGUUUGGCAGUCCAUUUCGCUGGACACUCAGGUUAGGAUCGAGGACGUCCCAUUCGCCGAAUGCUUCAUCUUCAACGACCCUCACAUCAUGACGUUUGAUGGAAAGUACUACAACUUAUACCAGAGGGGAACAUACGUCUUCUAUUCAAAUACUGAGAAGGAGUCAAAGGUUCACGGCCGGGUGUGGGACUGUGGCGGCAGGGGUGGGUACUGUGUGUGCGGGGUGGUCAUCAAACACAUGGGAGACAUGGCGACCGUGGACAUGUGUGACGGACAGAGUCCUAACGGCAGGGCAAAGGUCACCUUCCCGUCUCACGCCGUCAGCGAGGACAUCAAGAUCUACACCUCCCGCGAUGACAGGGUGCUCACGGUGCUGUUCGCUGACGGAUUCAGGGUGCGAGUCAACAUGGAGGAGUGGGGUCUGUCCGUCGUCGUCAUGUUGCCGGGGCAGGAGAUCCGCCGAAGUCGGGGUCUUUGUGGAUCCUUUGAUGACGACUCGAACAACGACUUCCAUGAUGGCAACGGCAACAGAAUUAAAGCCCCGGGAGACUACGAGGCAUCACUUCAGUUUGUUAAACUCUGGAGGGUCAAUCCUGGAGAGAGUCUCUUCGACCUGCCCCCAGUGCAAACUGAAUUUCCUCUUAUCGAAGCACAAUGUGACUGCUCCCCAAACAAACAAGGAGAAAUUUGCCCACUCACCUCAUCCUUCAAAGACAUCGUCCCAACAAUCCACACCUCAGAGGAAAGCACCCUUGCACUGUUCAAAGCCCAGUUUCCGGAAGUCGUGCACGACGGUGACCAUGACAUUGACAGAAAUGGUCAAGGUUAUAACACACCCCUUCCUGACCUCCCUCAGCGACAACCAAGAAGGAAGAAGAGACAAACUCUUGAAAACAUACCCACUCUAAAUUUUGAGAUGGAUGAAAGCUACGGUUCGCCCAUCGCCGUUAGUGAAGGGUAUUACUUUGAACCCGAUUACAACACAGAGAUCGGAGACCCGGAAGUGGCCCUUGAUUGGCCGUCCAAAUCAGGCAUUUCUGAAGCGGAAGCCAGUAACGUAUGCGCAAAGACCUUGUUUGACAAUCCAUUAGCAUCGGCUUGUGGGGAAUAUCUUGGUGAAAAAUUACAACUUGCCUACGAUUACUGUAUGACGGACAUUCUUAUAAAGGACGACUUGUCCUGGGCGCAGUACGGUAUGCCUCUGUUGGAGAACCUGUGUGAGGCAAUUAUUCUGCGAGAGAUUCAUGGAUUCUUGUACCCUGGUGACGCUUUACCACAAUGGCCGGCGGAUCUGGUCAAUGCUUUCAACUGCCCAGAGGGUUGUAACCAUGGCAACUGCACCAGAUCCGGUUGUUUGUGUGAGCAGGGAUACAGAGGAAGAUCAUGUGCCGAAGCAAUAACUACAACAACUACUACGACAACUACAACUACAACAACACCAACUCCUACUACAACUACCACGACAACUACAACUACAACCAAAACACCAACUACCACCACUACUGCAAUGCCGUCGACGACGGAGACGUUUGAGCUAUGCGACACUCGCAACACCGACUGCUCAGUGGUAACCUUGGUCGUCCCCAUGACGGACCGCUUACAGUGUAAAGUCACACCUGUCGCAAUCCUCGACGGAUACAAGCAACCACUGACAGCACCCAUUGUUACUCAAAGCAGCAGUGACUCUGACGGCAUGCUGAAGUGUACUCUUCCGCCAAUAGAAUCCCUCCGCCAGUUGUUCGUCUCUGAUUUACCCAUAGAAACACUAGUAAUUGAGGCUGUUAACAUCGGUGGGGAGUCGGUUUCAUCGAAGACCUUGACCCUACACGACUCCGUCUGCAGGGACUGUGGUGUGGACGGUCGUCAAGGUUGUAAGGUCAAGGCUGAUUCGUGUUUCAUUGACUACGAGUGCCACUCCGCUAUGGACGUCAACCCCAACGACCCCUGUCAGCAGUGUGUUGUCGGACUCGGACAGACGUUCUGGUCGCCAAAAAUAGACAACCACCCUCCAGAGAUCCAAGGUCCAGAAACGCCAACGGUUAUAUUCGCUGGUCAACAGGCCAGGGUGCAUGUCAAGGCAACUGAUCCCGAGGGGUCAAAGGUGAUGUACAAGAUUAACCGCCGGGAUGCUUACAUCACAUCUGACGGCUACUUCCACUGGCGUUCAGAAACAAACACAGUCGAUGGCGGCCCUGCAAUGGAGGUGUUCGAGAUUACAGCAAGCGAUAACUGUAACGGCACGUCGAAGUUCUCCCUCGAGGUGGUUGUCCUGACUUGCGAGUGCCUCAACGGCGGUGCCUGUGUCAACCACACCUUCCUCAGGAACAAGGACAUCGACUACAGCUGCGUGUGUCCUCCAGGUUACACAGGAAAACGGUGUCAAAUCAAUGUGAACGAGUGCGCCUCCAACCCCUGCUUAAACGGCAACUGCAUCGACGAGAUCAACAGCUACACGUGCAUCUGUGAUCCGGGCUACAAAGGUUAUUCCUGUGAUGUGAUAGACGAUAUCUGCGCCACGGAGCCAUGCUUCCCGGGGGUGUCCUGCUCUGGGAGGGGCAGUGUCUUCUCGUGCGGGCCGUGUCCCCCGGGCCUCACUGGGGACGGGAAGACGUGUGGGGAAAUGGACGCAUGCGCAGAGCUGCCUUGUUUUCCUGGAGUCGAAUGCAGUGACCACCGAGCCCCGGAUAUCGGCUACUCAUGUGGAGACUGUCCGCGGUUCUUCCGUGGUGACGGCAACAGCUGUCGAAGAACACCUGAGUUGGCGUGCGACAAGGAGGUGUGUUCCCCCGUCGCUGAUUGCGUGGAGGUCGACUACUACCCGGGGUACACGUGCGGCCCAUGCCCGAACGGAUACAGCGGAAACGGCAGUGUGUGUGAACCUAUCUGCGAACCUGCCUGUCGAGGACGCCGUAUGUGUGUUGGCCCCAACAGAUGUGAUUGCCCGGCGGGGUACACCGGGAGGAGGUGCCAUCUCCCUGUGUGUGUUCCUUACUGUCGGAAUGGGGGUGUGUGUUACGAGCCUAACAAGUGUCGGUGUUUCUCUGGAUACACCGGGGAUCAGUGCGAGCAGAGUGUGUGUACGCCAGGGUGUCAGAAUGGCGGGCGAUGCUACACCAGGAACAGAUGUCUGUGUCCCUACGGUUUCACAGGGCCAAGAUGUGAACUAUUGGCAUGUCGAAGGCCUUGUCAAAAUGGCGGAGUCUGUAUUGGGCCUGAGAGAUGUCGCUGUGAGAAGGGCUGGAAGGGACAAUAUUGUGAAAUUCCCAUGUGUUACCCGCCAUGUUUUAACGGAGGCACGUGCAUAAGACCACACGAGUGCGCAUGCCCACCAGGAUAUUCCGGUCGCUAUUGUCAGGAAGCCAUCUGCAUUCCGCCUUGCCUCCAUGGUGGCAAGUGUAAAAGGUUUAACGUGUGUAAAUGUGGAUACGGUUACACAGGGGAGAGGUGUGAACGAGCAUCCUGUCGCCCUAAGUGUAUGAACGGAGCGAAGUGUGUGGGUCCGGACCGGUGCUCCUGUCCCUCAGGAUGGUCAGGAAGGAGAUGUGACAAAGCUGUGUGUCAUCUGUCGUGCCAGAACGGAGGGGUGUGCUUCAAGCCAGACAUCUGCGUCUGUAGGCGGGGGUACGCCGGGGCCAGCUGCCAGAAACCGUUAUGUUGGCCCCGAUGUCGUCACGGGGGUCGGUGCAUUGCCCCGCAGACAUGUCGCUGUAGACGGGGUUUCAGAGGACGUUUCUGUCAGCGGAGACUAAGAUGGGGCAGGCGGAUUGAGUCCUAUAAUGGAAAAUCGUAUGUGAAAAUACGAAUGAUGUUGAAAUGCCUUGAUAAGAACUGCGCAAAGUCGGCGAGUCGGAUGAGGACAGAAAAAACGCACCUGCCUAGCUACUUCUAUUACUACAGAUAACCUCACGUGAUGACGUAGCAAGAUGAAGUAACCUUGCAUGUCAUUGGUCGAAAAAUCUUCAGAGCACCAAUCGCAGUUGAAGUUGCUUGGGCGCGUCAUUUGAAAAUGGCGUUCUACUAAUUUCAAAGACACGCGACGUUCCAGACCUGUCUUGUACUAAUGCUAAUUACAAACCAUGUUCCGAUUCUGUGUAUAUUUGGCACCAAACUCAAGUGCCCCUUUUUUGCUGAUAAUCCUUAAGGUGCUAUACAUGUAUGUUCAGACAGUAUUAGAUAGUGUGUCGCCUCUGUGUUAGUAUUUAGUUAUCAGGACGUAGAUCUGUGAACAUUAUGCUUGCGCUGUUAAUAUGUAUAUAAGAACUUCAAUCUAUUUGUAUGUUUCGUAAUAUUGCAUGUACAUUCAAAAGAAGGGAGCGGGUGGUCCAGUCGUCUACGGCGCCGCAAUUCACAUGCAAAGUUACCUCCCUUUCGCUUAUGACGAUCCUAUCAAGGAUCGUGCCUUCGAGUUUCAGAUUCGCCUCAUUUAUAUUCCCUUGUUACAACACAGUACCCGUGAUUGGUUCGAAAAAUCGGUUUUCGACAAUCUGCGUCUCUUUGGGCUUUACUUCAUCAUGAACUGGUACAUCGUGAUACUAGUGAAAUACUGUUCAAAGCGGCUUUGUUAUAUGGGAUGAGACACUGUGUCCAGCAAAUAUGUAGUCCUAUUUGGGGUGUCUUUUGAGACAUUAGGCUUGUAAAGGUUAACAGUGCUCAGUCAUUCCAUCCUUUUCAGGUUGUAAACGAAUUCCUUGAAGUGGCACUAGGAUCGUACCACCUGGUAGUCUUUAGUGUCAUUGAAAGGUUUAUCACAAUCCGGAGACAGGUGUUCUUGUCGUCUAAGACGCAGCGAUUCACUGUUCAGACGUCCGUGCCAAGUUCGAAUUCAAGAUCCAAUCAGAUUAUGUUUCUUGGUUACCGUGCACGUGGGUUUCACAAAAGUGGUAAAUGUCUGAGACCUGCAUCAUUUCGGACUUUCCCCUCACAUUAAGCUGGCACGCUGUCAUACAGCUGAAAUACUGUUCAAUGCGGCAUUAAACCAAACUCCCUUAGGAAUAUCCUAAUGACACGGAGACGAUGUACCAGGACCGCACAAUUAGUUCAAAGAAACUGGCAAUGAGCAAAACACUUUGGAGCCUAGUACCUCUUUGAUUGUUUCCUGUGUAACCUCAUUUAUUAGUCUUACAGCUAAUAUUGACAUUAAAAUGCGUAUGCUCCAGUGCUUUUUGUACCAUAAUCAUAAUGUCAUUCAUCUGUCUUCUGUGUCAUUCCUGUUCACGUGUCCAUAGUCUACUUCAGGCCUUUACAACAGUACCAGCAACCCUAGCUGCAACCAUGUGGAUCGUCUUCAAUGAAGCUUGGUUGGCCCAGUGGGCACGGUGUUCGCUGUGCAGAGCUGCGUCCUCUAAGUGUUAGGACUCGCUGAUCGUGGGUUUGAAUCUCAUGUUCUUCCCGAUCGUUGGUCUGUCAGCUCCCUACCGGUGCCCGUUUAUUUCCCCAAAGGGGUAAACGACAACGGUCUGUGCUUGCGUCCAAGCUUGCAUGCCGUGAUAUAACUGAAACACUGUUUAAGUCGGACCUGAACCAACUCACUCACUCAUCCAGCUUCUGAUAUGAAUGUCAUGACACCUCAGCAUAGGGCUAAAAACAGAAUGUGACUUGAACAUCGUAACGGUGAGCCUCCAUGUCUUGUUUUGUAUACGGUCAGGGAAUUUGCGGUGUUUUAUUCGCGUUAUGAUAUUACUCAUUCAAUUAUAAUAAUUAUGCAUUAAAUUUAGUUAUUAGUGCCGAUAUUGUGCAUCUUGAUGCUUGAAAAUAGACUCACCGAUGACGUUGAAAUAAUCGCAUACUAAGAAACAUUUUGUGAGUUCUUCUCAGAUUGUUUUUUGUUCUCAGAUUAUGUUUUUAGCUCUGGAGCUGUCUGAUGCACUUUUCAUCAAAUUCAACCUUUAAAAAUGAAUCCCAAUAAAACACACUAAUCUAAGCAAUCUAGAGAACAUUUGUUUCGGACAGUAGUGUAUCUGCUCAAAACGUUCAGAACUUUAUCUAAAAUAUCGAUGUUUAAUUUCCUUAGUUUUAUGAUUGUAAAUAUCAGUUAUUUUGAGUCCUGUUCCUUGUCCCUUGCUCCAGACUGUUACAAGCCAUUUCACGGUCAGGUAAAACGGAUACAUGUUACUUUGUUAGACAUAUUAAUGACAAGCUAAGCUGCUGAUUUGCAUAAUGGCAUACACGCAAGUAGGCCUUGUCCAAUGUUUUACAUGACUUUGUUUAAAAAACAUACUUGUGUUAGAAGUAUUAGGAGUCUAAUAAAGCGUUAUUUCUGGACACCCAGUGUGUAUAUCUGCAUUCACACACUUGUAAAUUGACAAAAAGUCCUUAAUUUAUAUAUGUGAUUAAAUUUAUCUUUAUCGA